AUGCUGUCUGUCGGAUACAUACAGAACGGUGUUGGUUCAUUUUCGAAAAGGAAAUUACUCACAAGGUUGCUGAAAAUGCUUCGACAGCCCACGACCAGUUUCGCCAUUCUUGGGGCUCAUCAGAAAUACACUCAUUUGCAAAUCAAUUUGUUUCAUGUUACAAAAGGGCGUCAUGUGUCUAGUUGCAUAUGCCGAACACCACCUUACUUUAAAUCAACUACCAAAAGGCACGAUUUUGAAUUAGUUGCGCAUCAGAGCCAGCUUGACAUCCGGAUCACAAACUGCUUUGUCACGCACAUGGAACAUGGAUCAGUGGUGUACUUUGCCAUUCUUAAGAUACUUCUACCACUCCUGUGUUUAGGGAUAAUCAGUUCAGCCAUUCAGACACACGGAAACCAAGAGAGCUCAGCUCCGUAUCAAGCUCUUGUUACUCUGACCGGAUGCUGCACCAUACUGUCAAACCUCUUCAUCGUGCAAUUCUUUGUGUGGCUUCGUGAUGCAGGCAGUUGGUUAGCGAUCGGGACUAGUAUCGCUCAUUAUGGCAUAGCAAUGGGAAUCAGUCUUCUUACAUUUGUGCUUUUAUUUGUUGGGCUGGGAAUGCUUCGUUUGGAAUCCCCAAUGAAACUUUGUAUGUUUUCUCGACAGUCGUUUCAUACAAUUGAUCCACUGUAGAAUCAAAAUACAUGUUUG
Molecule: messenger RNA, 690 nt
Organism: Opisthorchis viverrini
Lineage: Eukaryota; Metazoa; Platyhelminthes; Trematoda; Opisthorchiida; Opisthorchiidae
Exons: 4
Coding region: 1-672 (223 amino acids)
Biological process (GO): GPI anchor biosynthetic process
Cellular component (GO): endoplasmic reticulum membrane
Molecular function (GO): mannose-ethanolamine phosphotransferase activity
Source: RefSeq, a predicted model, not a curated record